Messenger RNA from Exaiptasia diaphana, 1673 nucleotides. Its product is annotated as polycomb group protein Pc. The transcript has 3 exons. The record is from RefSeq and is a predicted model, not a curated record. Bases 424 to 948 code for a protein of 174 amino acids. Gene Ontology annotation, cellular component: nucleus. NCBI's taxonomy places the organism in Eukaryota, Metazoa, Cnidaria, Anthozoa, Actiniaria, Aiptasiidae. Gene Ontology annotation, biological process: negative regulation of circadian rhythm; negative regulation of DNA-templated transcription.
AACUCGAUGUUGCAUUUUUUUCCGUUAAAUAGAUUAUUUUCUCGAAUUCAUGCAAAUUCAUGGUAGGUUGAUAUUCUUCUAUUGAAAAGAAACGUUGAAUCCUUAAAAAUAGAUCCAGUAAGCUAUAAUAAAAUCAUUGUCAGCCGAUCUUCUGGGUCUAUWCAUAAAAUCCUUUCAAAUCACGUGCGGAAAUGUUGAAACGUGCCGUAUUACGUAAUCGAGUGAUCAUCCCGUGCGAUCCAGAGCCUCUGCGUGCGAUCUGCACGUGCAAUGAUAUUUGUUAGAGAUGUCACUCACGUGCAGCACGCCAAACRCUGAUGAAUCGAUCGCAUAGUCGCUGUAAGAAAUGUGUUUUGUACGUUGAAUAAUCUCUUAAAGGACAAACUAUUGGGAUAAACAGUAUUGUAUAGCAAAGCAUUAAAAAUGUCAGAGGAGAUAUUUCAUGAUGGAAUUGGCAAGGCCCCAGUUCUCACUUGUAAAAGAAACGGUCACAUACAACAUUUGAAAGAAAAAGAAAGUGAUAUGAAUGACCGUACAGAGCAAGAGUGGAUACCCGUUGAUGGUUUUCCUAAUAGCUUUAGACGAGGUCAUGAGGUUGGGGCAACAUCAUCUGGAAUCAAAAGGCACAAAAGUAAUCACCAUGACCAUGGAAAGCAUUACCAUAAGCAAUCUCAUCAUCAUCAUCAUCACCAUCAUCAUCACAAACGAUCAAGUGGGAUUAGUCACAUGAAUAGUGACCAAAAACGCUUUUGCAAAACUGCUUCAGCGUUGAAACAAGCAGGCUUGCUUGAACUGACAUUGCAAACUGCUCAACUUAUCCAGGAAAAUGAAAAUCUUCAAAAAGAAAUUGAUUCUUUACAACAGCAGACCCUGGAGUUUAGUAAAUCCUUGCAAGUACAGCUUGAAGAAAAAGUUAACAAGGCAAAACCUCAAAAUGGCUUUACAUAGAUUGGUAUUUCAUUCUGUACAUAUAUAUAGAUUAAUUGUAAAAAAUGGUAGAUAACAGAAUUCAAGUUAACCUCUACAGAGCAAUUUAGAUAAAAGUUCUAUAUUCUAAUGAUAUCAACUAUAGUGUGCAACAGGGUUUGUGCUACUCCUUGAAAUCCUUGAAAAGUCAUGGAAUAUGAGGGAAAUUACAAAAACUCCUAGAAAAUUACUCCUUGAAUCUGAUGAAAGUGACAUGUUGCUUGUGAGCUGCAAGCAUCAAAAAAUAUCUUCAAAAAUAGUUCUUGAAAAUUUCAUUUUUGUGCUUAAAAGUACUUGAAACGUCCUUGGAUUUUGUACUGAAAAUGUAGCACGCAUCCUGGAAUGGGUUACCAAAGUUUUGCAAUGAGCAAUGAUCUUUGAAGGGUCAAAAAUAUUUAAAGAUGAUAGAAUACUUUCAAAAUUUGCUUUCAKCAUUAAAUUUACAUGCAAUAACUCAUUACAGAUCAUUUAGGGGUUGUUUUAGACUUCUAGUAGAGUAGCCAAUUAGAGUUCAGUAUGAGUGUUAGACUAUUGAUGUUUAUAAUGUUUAGGGUACUAAAUAGCCUUACAAACCAAAGUGUUCAUUUGGCUGCCUGUAGGCUGACAACUAUUUUAUUGUAAAUAUCACUUGGAAAUUUUAAUGAAUAUUUGUAAAAUCAUGAUGGAUUAAUAAAUCAUGGCAAAACAAAGAUCUGAAUUAUUAUUAU